AUAUAUGUAUACAGCAAAUCACCCUCUGUUGAUCUGCGAUUUGUUACGGCUGCUGCUUCUUCAUCCAUGCCUUCUUGGUUGAGUUCUUAUAGAUCUGGUCUCUGACCCACUUCUUUCUUCAUCCACCACCGGAAUCACUCCGGGACCGACCCAUGGUUUGGAUCGCUACAAGUCUCGGAUGGAUCCAUAGAGCAUGCCAGUGACUUUCCGUUUCGGGGUUUCAACCGCAGAACACGACGGCGGUAACAAGAAAUUGCAGAUCUCGGAUUCACCAAUUGACAAGAAGUCAACGACGGCAACGAAAAGGAUGGCCGACGCUGAGGUCCUCAUCGCCACAUCAACAACCACCAUGGAUGGUACUCCAUCCUUUAGGUCGACCGCCGCUCCGACGAGGUCGAUCUCACCAAGUAGGCUGCUCGCAAUUUUCCUCCACCCCGACAAGAACAAGUUCGCCUUCGCCGACUCCGCCUUCAAGCUCGUCGUCGACUCAUGGGUUGUCCUCUUCGAUCCGGCGAUAAAAUUACUGUACGAGCUAAAAAGAGAAAGCGGGGGCACAGAUUUUGGAUCCGGACCAUCCUCUAAGCCGGAACACUUGCAAGUCUCUAUUACCUGCCGGAGAUGUCACUGCUUUUGUUCCAUGGCAUCAUCGGAGGUAAGUAAUUGUGUCAUGGCGGUGGUGGUGUCUAUGACCGUCGGGGUAGCGAUGAAGCUGGUUUUGUCGUGGCGACGAUGAAGAUGGUGGCUUUGUUGAAGAUGAUGGCUUUGUUGUGGCGGUGGUGAAGAUGAUGACUCAGAUGAUAUGUUCUGCAAAUCUAGGGUUCAAGAAGGUCAAAUUUCAGGAAAAAGAAAAAAAGAAAACAAAAAAGAAAGCUAAAUUUUCGGGGAAAAAAAUAUUAUUAGGGUAAAAGAGUAAUUUGACAAUUAAUUAUCAUUAUUAAUAUAAUAUGGGGUAUAUAACAUUCAUAAAAAUUUCUAUCAUAAUUAAUCGGCGAUGACAUUGGAGGGAGGUUAGUGUAAUUUUUAAAAUUUAAAAAGUAUCGCCUAUAAUUAGGGUUAACUUCGAGAGAGAUAAGUAUAAUUAUUUCAAAAUAUUUUAAUUUAAUAUAUAUAUAUUAUAAUGAGUGGGAUCAGGGGCAGUUGCCCACUGAACAUACACCGACUCCGCCCGUGGUUUGUUCUGCUUAAAGGUAGCAAAUAAUUCCUGCAGAAGGAAGCCAAAACUAAUGGCAAGAACAGUGCCUGCUCUCCAUUCUCAUUCAACGCUAUUCUCAACAUGGCUGCGGCGGGAUCGAGGGGGCGGACGCUAGACCAAUUUCUUCACUAUCUUGGAUCAGAAAGCGUGGAAGAUCUCAACUCCAAGACUUCGGCAUUAAUUCGUCUAGUAGGAUCUUCUUCAGAGAGUAGUAGUACUACUACUGGAGGUCUUAUUCUAUCUUUUGUUAAUGGGCUUUGGGUGGAUCAAUCUUUUCCUCUCAAUUCUUCUUAUCAACAUCUUGUUCAACGUCUUUACAAUGCUCAAGCCAAAACUGUUGAUUUUCAAAACAAAGCUGAUGAAGUUAAGGAUGAAGUGAAUACAUGGGCGGAAAAUGCAACCAAAGGGCUCAUCAAGGAUCUUGUAAGCAAUCUUCCUGGAGAUACAAUAAUUGUGCUAGCAAAUGCGCUCUACUUCAAAGGAAGUUGGGAGAAAAAGUUUUAUGCAUCACAGACGAGAGACACAGAUUUUCACCUACUCAAUGGAGAAAAAGUUUCAGCCCCUUUUAUGACCUCUAUGAAUUACCAAUUUUUCGGAUCCUUUGAUGGUUUCAAACUUGUCAACAUCCCGUAUCAAAAGGGCAAAGAUGGAAGGCAGUUCUCAAUGUCAAUAUUUCUUCCCAACGAGAGAGAUGGGCUGCAGGGUUUGAUACAACAGUUUGAGUCUAAUAAUUGGUUCUUGCAUCAUCUUUCCGAGCUACGAAAAAGUUGAACUUGAUGCUUUCUGGAUUCCAAAAUUUAAGUUCUCAUACGAUAUGGAUGCUAAAAAAACCAUCAAAGAAUUGGGAUUGACAAGGCCUUUCGAAAAUCAUGAGCAGCUCACAGAAAUCUCCAACACCAAGGGACUUCUUUUCUCAGAGAUUUUUCAAAAAUGUUACAUAGAAGUCAACGAGGAAGGUACAGAGGCUGCAGCUGCUACAUAUAUGGUUGGAUUGAUGGGCUGUUCUCGUUAUACACCUCCAAAGCCAACCUUUGUGCCCGAUCAUCCUUUCAUCUUCAUGAUUACGGAAGAAUCGUCUGGGGUUGGGGUUGUGUUAUUCACUGGAGCUGUCAUCAAUCCUCUCUUGAAUGGCUGAUUCCCUCAUCGCGGAAUGGUGAAAUUGAUGCUGCAUGCCGGAGGAUUUCAAAGUUUUCUUCUUCUUUUUCUUUGGUAAAUAAGAUUUCAAAGUCGUUAGCAAGUUGCAAUUAUAAAUAAAUGAUUCAUACUACUAUUAUCAUUU
This is a messenger RNA of Cornus florida, 2471 nucleotides long. RefSeq names its product serpin-ZX-like. The transcript has 2 exons. Gene Ontology annotation, molecular function: serine-type endopeptidase inhibitor activity. The record is from RefSeq and is a predicted model, not a curated record. NCBI's taxonomy places the organism in Eukaryota, Viridiplantae, Streptophyta, Magnoliopsida, Cornales, Cornaceae. The coding region runs from base 1274 to 1963 and encodes 229 amino acids.